This is a messenger RNA of Rotaria sp. Silwood1, 804 nucleotides long. The record is from the annotation of a GenBank genome assembly. NCBI's taxonomy places the organism in Eukaryota, Metazoa, Rotifera, Eurotatoria, Philodinida, Philodinidae.
AUGAUGUGUUCAAAUAUGGGCAAUUGGAAUAAAUUGUUAGCUGAUAAAGUUGUGUUUCUGACUGGUGCAGCUGGAUCAGUUGCUCGAUAUAUUGCUCGUGCAUGUUAUGCUCAUGGAGCUCGUCUAGUUUUAGGUGAUUUAAAUAUAGAUGAUAUUAAUAAAGUCAAAGAUGAAAUUCUUGAAAAUGAAAAUAAUAAAAAUGAUCGAAUACUUGUUGUAAAACUUGAUGUUACUAAUGAGACAAAUAUUCAACAAGCUAUUCAAACAACAUUAGAUAAAUGGAAAACAAUACAUGUUCUUCUUAAUACUGCAGCUACAUAUGUGUUGGGUAAUGUCGAACAAGUAUCCGCUGAUAAUUGGUCACAUGUAUUUGACGUCAAUGUACGUGGUUAUGCAUUAAUGGCAAAAUAUAUUGCACCUAUAUUAAAAAAACAGAAAAGUGGAUCCAUAGUGAAUAUGGCUAGUGUAUCUGGCUUAGUUGCUUCUCCUGAUUGGGUUCCAUAUUCUGCAACGAAAGGUGCUAUUAUUCAAUUAACACGAAAUCUAGCUCUUGAUUUAGGUUCAUUUAAUAUUCGAGUCAACUCUGUUAGUCCAAGUGGAAUCAAUACUCCUACAACAUACGCAAUUGGAGAGUCUGUAGGAAUGAAUAAAAAUCAAUUAGAUGAAGUUAUCAAAGGUAAAUGUUUACAAAGAGUUUGUCAACCAGAAGAAGUUGCUAAUUUAUUUAUAUUCUUGGCUUCGGAUUUAUGUCCAUUUAUGACUGGUACUAAUCUUGUUCUCGAUGGUGGAUCGACGAUUGUUUAA